Mesorhabditis spiculigera is the source of this 981-nucleotide messenger RNA. Lineage: Eukaryota; Metazoa; Nematoda; Chromadorea; Rhabditida; Rhabditidae. The record is from the annotation of a GenBank genome assembly.
AUGGAAGAUGCACCAACAGAAUCUCGAGGUCAAGCCUUCAUCGCUGCCAUCAUUUCCGCGGCUUUUGUCCUCAUUUUUGCCGUUGGAAUGGUGAAUUUUAAGGUAACGACGCGGUUGGAGAAGAAUUUCACCGCAAUCCGUUCGGCGGCUGAUGCUCAAUUGGCUGAAAGAAUGUGGAGGGAGCAGAAGACGAACAAUAGCAUUGUUGAUAUCGUCGCUGACGCGUUGGAGGCGCAUUAUAACAAUAUUUAUACGGCCUACCACACGGUCCAUUAUUCGGAACCGAAAAAGGAUUUUGUCUACAUUCUAAACAUGAUCACUACUACGGGAGACCCUCGUGAAGAUACGGCAGCCGCUUGGGCAUCAGUGUGCUACCUUCUCCCCUCGGUCCUUGUCGUGGCCUAUUGCUACGUAAUGACGGCUGCCGUCGUAGCUAGAGGCGUUAAAAGCUUCUUUGAAAUCUCCCAUCCGGCCUCGGACUACUCGAUGAACUACGAUCCAGUACUCGAAUUCGGGCAGCCAAUGGAUGGAUUCGAGAAUCCGAAUAGUUUCAAGCCCCGCGUCUUCACCGGCGCCUCCCCAAAGAUCUCGCCCCUCUUGGGAGAGCUGGAUCUUUUCGCUGCCGAGGCCAAGGAGGAGACGACGCCUAGUGUGGCGUUCGUGUUCGUGCUGUGUAUGUAUGUGGCUGCUGGGAGCACGCUGAUCGCUCUCUACAAGGGGAUCGACUAUUUUACGGCCUUCGUCGCGUUCGUCCGGUUCAUCUCCUUCUUCGAACCGAUCACCGUGUUGGACAGCCUGGGAGGAUAUUUGGUGUUGAUCGUGUGCUAUUGUGGACAGAUGUUAUUCGUGUGUUGUGUGGUUGAACAGGGUCGUGGCAUCGAGACAUUCCUCGGAGAAGCCCUUUUCAAUCGAGGAAAAACUGGCCGUAAACACCAUGAUCCCCUCCAUAUUGAUGAUGCAUCACUCGCCGAUCGGCAUCAU